Molecule: messenger RNA, 641 nt
Organism: Carlito syrichta (Philippine tarsier)
Lineage: Eukaryota; Metazoa; Chordata; Mammalia; Primates; Tarsiidae
Product: NKG2-D type II integral membrane protein-like
Exons: 6
Coding region: 1-609 (202 amino acids)
Biological process (GO): positive regulation of natural killer cell mediated cytotoxicity
Cellular component (GO): external side of plasma membrane
Molecular function (GO): signaling receptor activity
Source: RefSeq, a predicted model, not a curated record
AUGAGUGAAUUCCAUAAUUUUAAAUUGAAACUGCCAAAGCCUGAUCCUGCAACACGAUACCAAAUGCAAAGAUCUACUCUGGUCACAAGCAAAUAUACAGGACAAUCAUCUCCAUUUUUUUUAUGCCGUUUUAUUGCUGUAGCUAUGGGAAUUCGUUUCAUUGUCAUGGUGACAAUAUGGAGUGCCAUAUUCAUAAAUUCAUUAUUCAACCAAGAAGUUCCAAUUUCUUUGAAAGAAAGUUACUGUGGUCCAUGUCCUAAAAACUGGAUAUGUUAUAAAAAUAACUGCUACCAAUUUUUUAAUGAGAGUAAAAACUGGUAUGAGAGCCAAGCUUCCUGUAUGUCUCAAAAUUCCAGCCUUUUGCAGAUAUACAGCAAAGUGGACCAGGAUUUUCUAAAAUUGGUGAAGUCAUAUCAUUGGAUGGGACUAAUACAAAUUCCAACAAAUGGAUCCUGGCAGUGGGAAGAUGGCUCCAUUCUCUCAAACAACCAACUAACAAUAGUGGAAAUGCAAAAGGGAACAUGUGCAGUCUAUGGCUCAAGUUUUAAAGGCUACACGGAAAACUGUUCGACUCCAAACACAUACAUCUGCAUGCAGAGGAUUGUGUAGGAACUUAAUAGACCACCUCAACAAAAGCCUGG